UUUACAUCUCAGAGCCUGUUUGGACUGAAUGCACCAUUCACUGAAGACGUUUUCGGGGUAUACCAACACUUGUACAACCACAAAAGCACACUUCCAAGUGCAGUCAAGCCAAUCCCAGCCAGGAGUUGGAAGCACCAACACACUGUCCAUGAGGGAAAAGUCGCAUAUGAAAAGAAGAGUGAAUAAGGAGCACAAUAGCAACUUCCGAGCUGGCUACAUCAACAUCAAUGAGGAAUACCUACACAAGACUGGAAUAAGAGGAAGAAAGCGCUACUUCCUGUACUGCUUUGUUGGUUUCCUUGUGUUCCUUGCCUUGCUCAAUGCCUUGGUCACAGCAUGGCUGGUAUACAAGUUCAGGAUUUAUCAUAUUGGGAUGAAGCCAAUGGAAUUUGUUUCUGACAACAAUAUGCUGCGAUUCUUGGAAGAAUCUGAAGUCCGAGUCAUCAAAAUGUCCAAUGCACGGCUGGGGGGUCGAUUUGAAAAGGAUCUAUACAUCGUUUCUAAAAAUAGCACAAUGCUGAUUGGUGCUGAGAACAUGCGUGGAUCAGUCUUGAAGCUGAAAAAAGGCCUGACCAGAAUAUCAAGUGAUUACUUCAUAGUCAAGGGAAAAAACUCCAGUGUCAAUUUGCUGCAGACAGGAUAUGAAGGAAUGGAAGUUCCGCUGAAACAUGCCAAGAAUCUCCAUGCCCUCACAGUCCAAGUGGGGAAGCUGAGAAGUCGAGAAGGCUACCAGGACAUUGUGUUUGAGUCCCAGAAACAGAUCAAGGUGGUUGGAUCCGAGGGAGUGCAGGUGGAGAGUGGCAAGAGUGUCUUUGUCGAACCCUCGAACUCUGUCAACCUAAACGCUUCAGAUGGCUCAAUUCACUUUGAGUUUGGGAGCAACAUCUAUCUGAACCAGAGUUUGCCAAGACUGUCCCCAGGGUACCAGAUUGACACAAAUCUUAUCAUCUACAAACUCUGUGUUUGUUUUGACAGUGGGAGAGUGUUUCGUGUUCCGAUCACUGGACCCAACUCAGGUUGCAAUACAUUGAAUGAAAAUCAGAACCCUUGUGAUUUGUAACAGGUGCCUGUCCACAACCCUCCAGCUUUUUUUUAUCUUAAUCAAUGCAUAGUUGUUGGUAUGUAUACAUUGCAGUUUGCAAAUGUGAUAUUAUUAUGUCCAUUUUCUCACAUGAAUAAGCUGCUACAAAUAUGUUUGGCUUCAGCCUCUGAAUGAAGAGGCAUAGUGUUAUUGAUGGUCAAGGGGUAAUUUGAAGUUUAUAGAAAGAAAGCUUAUACAAGAUGGGGGUCUGUACAGCAUGAAAUAUGGCCUUAAAUGAUUGUGAUAAGCUAUUAUUAUUAUUCAGUACAUCCAUCUUAUGCUAAGGACACACGUUAUUCACAGUACCACUACCUUUGCUGGAGGUUAUCACAAAUAUUUUGCAAUUGUUUCAUUCCUAGUUCUGUCUUAAGGGCGGAGGGGUAGCCUAGUGGUUCAAGUUAUCUUACUCCACGCCAAAGGCCCAGGUUCGAUUCCCCAGUCAUGGGUACAAUGUGUGGAGCCCAUUUCUGGUGUUCCCCGCCGUGGUAUUGCUGAAAUAUUGCUAAAAUUGGCAUAAAACUAUCCUCACUCACUAGUUCUGUGUUAGACUGAAGUAUGUAUCUGAUGUGGGUAGGUUUGUUACAUUAAUCAAUUUAAUUAGCACCCUUUUAUUAAUAAUCUUACUUGGUUAAACAAAAGGAGAGCUAAUCAUGUUGAUUAAAUUUAUGAUAUUUAUACAAAAUUAUAAAUAUGUUUUUGAUAUCAUAUAGCAUGAUAUAUAUUAAACUUUUUAUCAAUGUUUAUAUUUAUAUAUGAUAACACUGUUACCAUGGACACUGAUCAUGUGAAAUAAAAUCUAUAUUCAUACAUAUGUAUUUGUCUGCAAGGUAUAUGUAAUCCGUCCAUUAGUCAAACAUGAUGCAGAUUUGAGCUUAUAAUUCUAUGCCUUACUCAUUCAUUAUGUUAAUUUAUGAUAUUUACAUAUUAAAUGUCCAGUGAUAUCUAGAGUUUGAUAUUUCUCAUGCUGAUUAUUUUUCAAGACAUUUUUGUACCAGCUAUAAUUUUUGACAUCAUGCUGUAAUGACUGAUACAUAUGUUAUGUCAAAUGUAUUAAAAAUGAUAAUAGCUUUAUUUAAUAUCAUAUUAUGAUUAUGAUUAUGCCAUUUCUUUUGUUUAGAGUGAGUUCACAUUCACAAACUUUCACCAAAGUUAACAACUGCAGUGUUAAGAACUGCAGGUGCUUUGCUGGCGUGUACCGAAGGACCAUGUUUUGAACUGAUCUACCAUAUUUAACAUAUCAAGUGCCUUGGAGGCAUGAACAGAUUGCAAAGUGGUUUUGAAAUGAGUUAUUUAUCAAAUGAAUGAACUAAGUCUGAAAUUUAGUUAGAAAUGAAUUAUUAAUGAAAUAACUAAGUCUGAAAUGAGUUAAUAAUCAAAUGGAUGAACUAAGUCUGAAAUGAAUUAUUAAUCAAAUGAAUGGACUAAGUUUGAAAUUAAUUAUUAAUCAAAUGGAUUCACUAAGUGAGAAAUGAAUUAAUAUUCAGAUGGAUGAACUAAGUCUGAAAUGAAUUAUUAAUCAAAUGGAUGCACUAAGUCUGUCCAUAGCAUAUUACACGGGUAUUUUUAACUAAACAGUGAACUAGAUGAAUGUUCAGAGUUAAUGCAGGGAAAGCCAAAUGGGUUAAACAUAUGCCCUUCUCUCUAUAGACCCAAAUUCAGUUCUGCAUACAUGUGAGGCCCAUUUCUGGUUCCCCUUCUGUGGUAUUGCAGGAAUAUUAACAAAGUAGACACAAUUAAUGUAUAACUUCUUUAAUUACUAUAAAGGCGAUGUUUCGGUAUAGAGCCUUAUUCCAUUUGUCAUCCGUCAACUUCUAAGUAAUUCCUAUCAAACAAUGCAGGAAUACUGCUUAAAGCUGCAUUUAGCCAUACUUAAGGCUUGAAAAAAUAAAAGAAUUGGUUCUCAGGCAAUGGUUUUUGAAAAUAUAG
Haliotis rufescens (red abalone) is the source of this 3007-nucleotide messenger RNA. Its product is annotated as beta-sarcoglycan-like. The transcript is spliced from 7 exons. Gene Ontology annotation, biological process: muscle organ development. Bases 29 to 1060 code for a protein of 343 amino acids. The record is from RefSeq and is a predicted model, not a curated record. Lineage: Eukaryota; Metazoa; Mollusca; Gastropoda; Lepetellida; Haliotidae. Gene Ontology annotation, cellular component: sarcoglycan complex; sarcolemma.